Molecule: messenger RNA, 1749 nt
Organism: Protobothrops mucrosquamatus (brown spotted pit viper)
Lineage: Eukaryota; Metazoa; Chordata; Lepidosauria; Squamata; Viperidae
Gene: GALNTL6
Product: polypeptide N-acetylgalactosaminyltransferase like 6
Exons: 12
Coding region: 1-1749 (582 amino acids)
Cellular component (GO): Golgi apparatus
Source: RefSeq, a predicted model, not a curated record
AUGGAGGAACUUGUUGUGGAACUGCCUGGGGCUAUGUCAUCAUCUGUAGGAGAUCUUCAGAAUCAACAAAAGUUGAGAACCUUGCCAGUGAGGUUUGGAGAUGGACAACUAUAUACCUGGACAGAUGGUUUGAAAAGAAAGGACUGGCAUGACUAUGAACAUAUUCAAAAAGAUGCCAUGCGUUUAGGGAAAGGUGAACAAGGAAAGCCAUAUCCUCUCACAGAAGAAGACGGUGAUGAUUCUGCUUAUCGGGAAAAUGGUUUCAAUAUUUUUGUAAGCAACAAUAUAGCCUUGGAGCGAUCACUGCCAGACAUUCGACAUCCUAACUGUAAAGACAAGUUAUACUUGGAGAAGCUCCCAAACACUAGUAUAAUUAUCCCAUUUCAUAACGAAGGUUGGACUUCACUUCUGCGGACUAUACACAGCAUUAUCAACAGGACACCAAAUAGCCUGAUAGCAGAAAUUAUUCUUGUGGACGACUUCAGUGAUAGAGAACAUUUAAAAAAAAACCUGGAGGAAUAUAUGGCACAUAUUGACAAAGUGAGAAUUGUGCGCACCAAGAAGCGGGAAGGACUUAUUCGCACCAGAUUACUUGGAGCUACAAUAGCUAAAGGAGAAGUAUUGACUUUUCUAGAUUCACACUGUGAAGUUAAUGCGAACUGGCUACCUCCUUUACUAAACCAGAUUGCACUGAACUAUAAAACUAUUGUAUGUCCCAUGAUCGAUGUCAUUGACCACAAUCACUUUGGGUAUGAGGCACAAGCAGGGGAUGCCAUGCGUGGAGCCUUUGACUGGGAGAUGUAUUACAAAAGAAUACCAAUUCCACCGGAGCUCCGAAGGACUGAUCCCAGUGAUCCUUUUGAAUCUCCUGUUAUGGCUGGAGGUCUCUUUGCUGUUAAUAGAAAGUGGUUUUGGGAUCUUGGUGGCUAUGACCCUGGAUUGGAAAUCUGGGGAGGAGAACAGUAUGAAAUAUCAUUCAAGGUCUGGAUGUGUGGAGGUGGCAUGUUUGAUGUUCCAUGUUCUAGAGUUGGGCACAUCUAUAGGAAAUAUGUUCCCUAUAAAGUCCCAUCUGGCACCAGUUUAGCAAGGAACCUGAAACGUGUGGCAGAAACUUGGAUGGAUGAGUUUGCUGAAUAUGUUUAUCAGCGGCGUCCUGAAUAUAGGCAUCUUUCCACUGGUGAUAUUUCAGCCCAGAAGGAGCUUCGCAAGCAUCUCAAGUGCAAGGAUUUCAAGUGGUUCAUGGCUGCAGUGGCUUGGGAUGUCCCCAAGUAUUUUCCACCAGUGGAGCCGCAACCUGCUUCCUGGGGAGAGAUUCGGAAUGUGGCAUCUAAUCUCUGUAUGGACAGUAAGCAUGGUGGAACAGGCACUGAACUUAGACUAGAUAUAUGUGUGAAGGAUGGUUCUGAACGGACAUGGUCACAUGAGCAGCUGUUCACCUUUGGUUGGAGAGAAGACAUCCGUCCAGGGGAACCUCUUCACAGCCGAAAAUUCUGCUUCGAUGCAAUUUCACACAGUAGUCCUGUCACACUUUAUGACUGUCAUGGUAUGAAAGGCAACCAGCAUUGGAACUAUAGGAAGGACAAAACUUUAUUCCAUGCUGUGAGUGGCAGCUGCAUUGAUUGCAAUCCAGCAGAGAAGAAGAUUUUCAUGAAUAGAUGUGAUCCUUUAUCUGAAACUCAACAGUGGAUUUUUGAGCAUAUUAAUAUGACUGUUAUAGAAAAAAUUAUCAUCAAAGAAACCAGCUCUUAG